Molecule: messenger RNA, 4927 nt
Organism: Momordica charantia (bitter melon)
Lineage: Eukaryota; Viridiplantae; Streptophyta; Magnoliopsida; Cucurbitales; Cucurbitaceae
Source: RefSeq, a predicted model, not a curated record
UAAUUGCUUUCACAUAGACGCGGUUUACUUUGAAACCGCUCCCAUCGCUGACGCUGACCAUUCCACCAUCCCGUAAUGCCAUUUCCCCUAAUUUCUCUUUGAUUCCUCUUCUCCUUCCCUGCUCUUCGUCUUCGCAACUUUUUCCAUUCAGAGUUCUGUUCCUGCCCAACCCACACAUGUCUCACGGUCAACCUCAACCUGGUAGCUUAUGAACUUCCCAAACCCCCUUUCUAAUUCGCACCACUUUCCGGUUCUAUUAUCCUUAUGGGACUUUCCCAUAAUCGGUCCCGAUGAGAAAUCUGCUUCUUUCAUGCAUUUUCUUGAUGCUCCAUUGCUCGAUUUUCCUUAGCAUCGGAAAGUAUGUGGUCCGUGGACGAUGUCCUGAGGAUCAGCAGUCUCUGUUGCUCGAAUUGAAGAAUAAUCUCACAUAUGAUUCUUCCUUCUCCAAGAAACUCGUGAUGUGGAAUGUAAGUGUCGAUUACUGUAAUUGGAAUGGUGUAAUCUGCGACGACGGCUGUGUCGUCGGUCUUGAUUUGAGCAAUGAGUUCAUCUCCGGUGCGAUUGAUAAUUCAAGCAGUCUUUUCGGUCUUCGGUUCUUGCGAAAUCUGAAUUUGUCCUGCAACGGUUUUAAUUCCACGAUUCCGUCCGGGUUUGAAAGACUUCUCAAUUUGAGUGUUCUGAAUAUGUCUAAUUCAGGAUUUGGGGGCCAAAUUCCUAUUGGGAUUUCAAGCUUAACGAGGUUGGUUACUCUGGAUCUUUCUAGCUCAUCCUUCCUACAAACUUCGACACUGAAACUUGAGAAUCCAAAUUUGAUGACUCUUGUUCAGAAUUUGAGAAAUUUGAGAGUGCUAUUUCUAGAUGGUGUUGAUUUAUCAGCAGGAGGAAGUGAAUGGAGCAAGGUCUUAUCAUCUUCACUGCUUAAUCUGAGAGUGUUGAGUUUGUCGAGCUGUUCUCUUUCUGGACCUCUCGAUUCUUCCCUUGUGAAGCUUCAGUAUCUAUCAGAAAUUCGUUUGGAUAAUAACAACUUUUCCUCACCUGUUCCCGAGGAAUUUGAAGGGUUCUCAAAUUUGACUUCGCUGCGUCUUAGCAAUUCGAGAUUGAUUGGAGCAUUUCCACAGAGCAUAUUCAAGGUAUCAACUCUUCGGACUCUCGACUUAUCCAAUAAUAUAUUGCUGCAAGGUUCUGUUCCAGAUUUUCAAUUCAAUGCACCCCUUCAAAAUCUAGUGCUCCAUACCACGAAUUUUUCCGGGACACUUCCAGAUUCUAUUGGAUAUUUUGAGAACUUGACCAGAUUAGAUUUGGCGGGUUGCAACUUUAGAGGGUUGAUCCCAAUUUCUACUGCAAAGCUCACACAACUCACGUAUAUGGAUUUUUCAACUAACAGAUUUGUUGGUCCAAUCCCAUCAUUUUCGUUAUUGAAGAAUCUUACUGUCUUGAACCUUGCUCAUAAUCGGUUGAUUGGUUCCAUGCUUUCCACCAAAUGGGAAGAGCUUUCCAAUCUUGUUAAUCUUGACUUGCGUAACAAUUCACUCACUGGAAAUGUUCCUUUGUCUCUCUUCCAUCUUCCAUCAGUCCAGAAGAUUCAGCUUAGCUACAACCAAUUGAACGGURGUUUGGAGGAGCUCUCCAAUGUGUCUUCUUUCUUACUUGAUACCCUUGAUUUGGAGAGCAAUCAGUURGGAGGUCCAUUCCCRUURUCGKUUUUUGAACUUSGKGGUCUUAAGAUUCUCUCACUUUCUUUCAACAAUUUUACUGGAAAGUUGAAUCUAAGCAUGUUCGAGCAGCUGAAAAAUAUUUCAAGAGUUGAACUCUCAAGCAACAGCCUGUCAGUUGAAACAGAAAGUAUUGACUUCUCUGCCUUUCCUCAAAUGACCACAUUAAAGUUGGCUUCUUGCAAGUUGAGAAGUUUCCCUGGCUUCUUGARAAACCAAUCCAAACUCAACUCUCUUGAUCUCUCUCAUAAUGAACUUCAAGGACGAAUACCUCCCUGGAUUUGGGAAAUUAGAAGUCUCAGUGAAUUAAAUCUUUCUUGCAACUCUCUUGUUGGUUUUGAUGGGUCACCGCAGAAUAUUUCUACCUUUCUGAAACUUCUUGACCUCCAUUCGAACGGAUUUAAAGGGCCACUUACAUUCUUUCCUCCCAAUGCUGGCUAUUUGGAUUUCUCCAAUAACAGUUUCAGUUCUGUAAUUCCACCCGAUGUGGGCAAUUACCUCUCAUGGACGAUCUUCUUUUCUCUAUCAAGAAAUGAUAUUCGAGGUAGUAUUCCUGAAUCCAUAUGCAAUGCUACAARUCUUCAGGUACUUGAUCUAUCUAAUAAUAACAUGAGUGGCAUGUUUCCCCAAUGUCUAACUAAGAUGACUGAUAAUCUUGUGGUACUAAAUCUAAGRGGAAACRCCUUCARUGGCUCUAUUCCUAGUACAUUUCCAGUUACAUGCAGUCUGAGGACUCUUGAUCUCAGUGGAAACAAMAUYGGAGGGAAGGUACCRAGUUCUUUAUCSAAUUGCSGAGAUUUGGAGGUUYUGGACCUUGGGAAUAAUCAGAUACAYGAUKUCUUUCCAUGUCCAUUGAAGAACAUAUCUACCUUGCGCGUCCUUGUUCUUCGGUCGAACCAAUUUUAUGGGAAGUUCGGAUGUCCAGAAACGAAUGGCACGUGGCGUAGCCUGCAGAUUGUCGACCUAUCUCGRAACAACUUUACYGGUAAUAUAUCUGRRAAAKRMWURAURAAGUGGAAAGCAAUGGUGGAUGAGGAAGAAUAUAGCAAGUCAAGAGCUAAUCACCUUCGGUUUAAUUUCUUCAAAUUCAGUUCUGUGAAYUWUCARGAYACAGUKACAGUWACARSCAAAGGUCUKGACAUGGAAYUGWMRAAAAUCCUAACASUYUUCACAGCCAUCGACUUCUCGUGCAAUAACUUCAGUGGCCAAAUACCUGUAGAAAUCGGACAACUCAAGGCACUUUAUGUUCUCAACUUUUCGCACAAUUCUCUGUCUGAUGAAAUUCCUUCAUCCAUCGGAAACUUGAGUCAGCUGGGAUCUUUAGACCUUUCAAGCAACUUUCUUACUGGCAAAAUCCCUUCACAGCUUGCACUGCUUUCGUUUCUAUCUGUACUGAAUCUUUCCUUCAAUCGGUUGGUGGGGAUGAUCCCCAUUGGCACUCAAAUUCAAUCCUUCCCACCAGAUUCCUUUGAAGGUAAUGAAGGAUUAUGCGGAGCCCCCUUGCCCAAGGAAUGUAAAACUGCCAUUCGACCAACUUCAGAUACAAGUAUCUCAGGAAAUGUUUCAGUAGCUUAUUCUACUGAUUGGCAGUUCAUGUUCAUUGGAGUGGGGUUCGGAGUUGGAGCAGCUGCAGUUGUUGCUCCGCUUAUGUUUUUGGAGGUCGGAAAAAAAUGGUCCGACGACACCGUCGACAAAAUUCUUCUGGCAAUUCUCCCAUUGAUGGGAUGUAUCUACCUGACUUCCAGGGACCGGAAAGUAGAACCAGAAGAUGAUAGUGAAGAAGAUGAAGACAUUGGAGGUGGAUAUGAAGAUAAAGAAAGUGAAGAAAUAUCCUCAGAAUUUCGAGGGCCGUAUUGUGUUUUUUGUUCAAAACUUGACAUCUAUUUGAAAAGGGUCAUUCAUGAUCCUCUAUGUACAUGCCUCCCUUCACCAUCCCCGUCCUCUUCUUUCUCUGCAUUCCCAGAGAAAAUUAAAACGUGCAUGGCCGACAGCGAGGAUUUCAGGCUGGUGUCAUCGGCGAUAGAUCACGAAGGGAGGUUGCCGAGAAAGUACACGUCGGAAGGGCAAGGGACGCAGAAGAAUAAAUCUCCGCCGUUGGAAUGGUACAAUGUGCCCAAGGGGACCAAGAGCCUUGCCCUGGUGGUGCAGGACAUCGACGCGCCGGACCCGCAGGGUCCGAUUGUGCCGUGGACCGUGUGGGUGGUCCUCAACAUUCCGCCCACAUUGAAGGGCCUGCCCGAAGAUUUCUCGGGCAAACACGAAGCGCUCGGCGCUGAUUAUGCCGCUAUCCAAGAGGGGAAUAACGACGAGAAAAUCCCUGGUUGGCGCGCCCCCACUUUGCCCUCCCACGGCCACCGCUUCGAGUUCAAGCUCUACGCUUUGGACGACCAGUUGAACCUCGGCCACAAGAACGCUCUUNCUCGGAACAACUUUACCGGUAAUAUAUCUGAAAAAGAAUUAAUAAAGUGGAAAGCAAUGGUGGAUGAGGAAGUUUAUAGAAAAUCAAGAGCUAACCACCUUCGGUUUAAUUUCUUCAAAUUCAGUUCUGUGAACUUUCAGGAUACAGUUACAGUUACAGCCAAAGGUCUUGACAUGGAAUUGAAGAAAAUCCUAACAGUUUUCACAGCCAUCGACUUCUCGUGCAAUAACCUCAGUGGCGAAAUACCUGCAGAAAUCGGACAACUCAAGGCGCUUUAUGUUCUCAACUUUUCGCACAAUUCUCUGUCUGGUGAAAUUCCUUCAUACAUCGGAAACUUGAGUCAGCUGGGAUCUUUAGACCUUUCAAGCAACUUUCUUACUGGCAAAAUCCCUUCACAGCUUGCACUGCUUUCGUUUCUAUCUGUACUGAAUCUUUCCUUCAAUCAGUUGGUGGGGAUGAUCCCCAUUGGCACUCAAAUUCAAUCCUUCCCACCAGAUUCCUUUGCAGGCAAUGAAGGAUUAUGCGGAGGCCCCUUGCCCAAGGAAUGUAAAACUGCCAUUCGACCAACUUCAGAUACAAGAAUCUCAGAUGAAGUUUCAGAAAAUGAAUCUGGAUGGAAAUACAUAAUCAUUUCCCUUGGAUUCUUAUCAGGAGUGGUCACGGGAGUAAUCGCCGGCCUUAGGGUUUUGGAGAAACAAUCGACUACUCUGAUGAGAUGGUCCUCGUCUUUGGUUUUUAGUAGUAACAAAAGAAAAGGUAAAAAGUAAAUUUGUUCGUAUCAUGAUUGACAUAUACA